AUGGCACUAGUCCCCACCCAGUACCAACAACAAACACCACAAGGGAAUAUACUGGGUGCUGGUGACUCUGACGAUGAUCCUGGUUACCUCAGCGAAUCGUCUGGAGAGCUCCAGAAUAACGCUAGGCUGGUUCAAUACCCUGCAGACUGGCAACCUGCUUUGAUCCGAGAGGCAGACUUAGACAUCAUUAUUGCCUUCAUUGAGAGUAACACUACCCAAAACGCCGCACCAAAACCACAGUCCACAGAUACGCCUGACCAAGAGCAGGUUCUGUUGAAAGAGGGAGGCGAUGACCAGCCAGGCGCUGAUAACAUAGACAUAACAGCUGCCUCGGUACAACAAUCGGAUCAAGGGGAUAUUGAACAAUCGCUUCAGAAUCGUCCACCAUCUGCAUCAGAUGAUCCACAUCCAGUCGAAGAUACUGAGGAAACGCAAGAGGUUGCCAAGGCUAGCACGUCGAGCAAUGCACAACCAAUGACGCCUACGAAAGAGACCUCAAACCUGCAUAAAAGGGAUACACCAAGAGGUAAGAAAAAUCUUACACGCAGAUGGAAAGAGCAUCAGACACUAAAAACGAGUAGUAGUUCCGACUCGGACACUGAAGCUAGGCGACAUGAGCUUCGGAAGUAUCAGCAGGAAUCGUUAGCGAUUGGAGGAAGAGCAACAAUGGAAGAAUUUUUAGUGUUGCAACAGGACCUGGAGCAGUACUACGCAGGACUUAAGUUCACCGAAGGUGGUGAUGGACAUGUACCAGAGGUCGGACCUAGCGGAGAACAGCAGCCGGUGGCAGCCUCUCAAGGAAAUCAGAGAAGUCAAGCAACUGACCUGGCCACUGCAGAUGUACCUCAAGCGGAGCGUGAUGAAAGUUCAGCGUCCACGGACACAAGACAGCCGAAAGAGACGUGUGAACCUGUAGUCAGAGAGCAGAACUGCAACGAGGUCGCAGCCAGGCAACAGAUACUGAUGCUUGAACAGCACGAUCGGCUCCCUUGUCGUCGGGCCAAAGUCACGGACAUCGGCCACAGCCUGUCGUCGCUCCUGCUUGAUCAGCUGCAUCAGCAGCAGCAGCAGCAGCAACAACAGCAGCAAGACUUCCGUUACGCCGUCCCGGGUGUCAGGGCUCUGGGGCCAGCCUUCGAGAAGCCACUCCAGCUCGACUGA
Schistocerca nitens (vagrant locust) is the source of this 1161-nucleotide messenger RNA. RefSeq names its product involucrin-like. The transcript is spliced from 2 exons. Lineage: Eukaryota; Metazoa; Arthropoda; Insecta; Orthoptera; Acrididae. The record is from RefSeq and is a predicted model, not a curated record. Bases 1 to 1161 code for a protein of 386 amino acids.